AUGGAUAUCAUCCCCACGGAGCCCUUCAUCCAGACUCAGGUGUACGACCUGGCAAACGGUGGGGACCUGAUCUUUGAGAGGGAUCUGAUGGCCCUCUCACAAUUCCUCGGACGCUCGCCUCCCGUGUUCUACGGAGGCCAGAUCGCUGACCAAGUUGGAGGCCAACUCCAAUGGCUCAUCAUGGCUAGCCUCCCGGGGAAGCCGGAGUCCCCCAUGUUCCGCCAGAUUCAGUUCUCUCUCCGAGAGAACAACUGGGUGGAUGGACUCGCCCGCGCUCUACAGGAGGCUCUUGCUCGUCUGUGCGGGCAAAACUCGAUGGCGAUCGAAGGAGAACGUUUUGAGCACUUUGCAAGGCACUCCUCUCUCGGGCUGCCCAUCAGCCUGCCGUUCCACCCGGUGCUCAGGCACCACGUGGAUCACCUGGACUCCAUGCUGUUUGAAACCCGUGCUGAGUUGGACAACUCCCGCUCCACCGCCAUCCACACCCAGGACCAGCUAAACAAGUAUGCGGAGACCAUCAAGGUCAUCGCAAAGGAGCGUAGAACUCUCCGCCAGCUGGUCGUGAAGAGGGACUCUACCAUUCACCGUCUGAAGGCCAAGAUCGCCGUCCUGAAGGAGACCAUCGCCACUCAGGCGGAGCAGCUCCAGAUCCUCGAAGGAGAGGGAGAAGGGGAAGACAUCCAAGGGGAUGGCUACUCCUACGAGGACGAUCGGAAUUCACAUUUCGAAGAUACAGACCGUCGUAUGGCUGAAAUUCAGCUGCAGAUCGCAGGUGUCCUACGUGGGCCAGAAGAAGCCGGGGAAGAUGGAGAGGUAGCUGACAAUGAUAAGGGCUCAUCUCCUUCAACCGCGGCGCGGUUGACAUCGGAGCGCCUACAAUGGUGGGCGCUCGUCCUUGUGAACAUCGUGUUCGUCGUCGCUGGAGAGAGCGUGGCGACGCUCCUCGGCAGGAUCUACUACGACCAGGGUGGCGCUAGCUUGUGGAUGGCGACGGUGGUGCAGUCCUGCGGCACGCCCCUCGCCAUCCCGCUGCUCCUCUACUUCCGUCGGCCCAAGUCCUCCACGGUGGCCCGGCCGCCGCUCCGAAAGAUAUCGGCGAUCUACGCCGGUUUCGGGGUCCUCCUGGCCGGCAGCAACUUGAUGCACUCCUACGGCCUUCUGUACCUGCCAAUGUCCACGUACUCUCUCAUCUGCGCGACCCAGCUCUCCUUCAACGCCGUCUUCUCCUACUUGCUGAACAAGCACAAGUUCACCGCCCUCGUACUCAACUCCGUCGUGGUGAUCAGCUUCUCCGCCGCGCUCGUCGGCGUGGGCCACGCCUCUGACGGGACCAACAGCAGCGUGCCGCAGGGGAAGUUUCUGGCCGGGUUCUUGCUGGCGCUGUCGGCAUCCGCGGUCUUCUCCCUGGUCCUGUCCUUGACGCAGCUCACGUUCGACAAGGUGCUCAGGAGCGGCACCUUCCACGACGCGGUGAAGAUGCAGUUCUGGAGCAACACCGCCGCGGCCUGCGUGUCGGUGGCCGGGCUCUUCAUCUCGGGGGAGUGGAGCACGCUGGCCGGGGAGAUGCAGGGUUACAAGAAAGGCAAGGUGUCCUACGCCAUGAAUCUGGCAUGGACGGCCAUAUCGUGGCAGCUGACCAUGACGGGCAUGAUGGGGCUCGUCGCGGCGGUGUCGUCGCUCUUCACCAACGUGAUCAGCACCGCGGGUAUGGCUCUGUCACCAGUCAUCGCGGUUAUCUUUCUCCGUGACCGGAUGGACGGGACCAAGGUUCUAGCAAUGCUCAUAGCUGUAUGGGGGUUCUUGUCGUACGUUUACCAGAGCUACCUUGAUGGUGUCAAGCUUAAGAAGAUACUACCUAGCUGCGAAAGCCGACCACAAACAACAGCCCGCGGAACGUGA
Messenger RNA from Lolium perenne, 1899 nucleotides. RefSeq names its product probable purine permease 11. Gene Ontology annotation, cellular component: membrane. NCBI's taxonomy places the organism in Eukaryota, Viridiplantae, Streptophyta, Magnoliopsida, Poales, Poaceae. Gene Ontology annotation, molecular function: purine nucleoside transmembrane transporter activity. The record is from RefSeq and is a predicted model, not a curated record.